This is a messenger RNA of Tetrahymena thermophila SB210, 4869 nucleotides long. RefSeq names its product transmembrane protein, putative. NCBI's taxonomy places the organism in Eukaryota, Ciliophora, Oligohymenophorea, Hymenostomatida, Tetrahymenidae. The record is from RefSeq and is a predicted model, not a curated record. The transcript has 6 exons.
AUGAAGAAGGUUUUUACUAACUCAAUUCUAUUUAUUUUAAUAUUUAUUUUAAAGUCCAUAAAUGGAUAGUUAGACCAAUUAGAUGAAAUUGAACAAUACAUCUAAUCUAAACUAAACAAAUAAGGCAUUGAUAAUAACUACGAUAAUGACAUUUUUAAUACUCCAACCACAAAUGAUAAUAAUAAUAAUAAUAAUAAUAAAAAAGGUGAUAAUGGGAAACAAUUAUCACCUGAAAAAUGCAAUUAUAGUUAACUUGAAUUCUUAAAGGAUUUUAGUUAUAACAUAACAGAGUAAGGAGUCAUUAACGCUACUGGGCUUACUGAUACAGUGAUUGUUAAUGAUAUUGAUUUAGAUAUGAUUUAGUGCUCAUCUUUCAAAAUUAUCUUCAACAAUAUGUUUUUUCUUAAAAUUAAUGGAAUUAAGGCUACAAAUUAAGUGUUUUAGGGGAGUAUUAACUCACCAAGUAGCAGGAGAGUAAAUCAGCAGCUAUUUUAUUUUAAAAAUGUCAACAAAGUUUAAUUGGAAAAUGUGGAUUUUUACAAUGUUACUCUGAAUAAUGUUAUAAUAUUUGAAAUAGAUUAAAAUGUCAAAUAUUUUGGUCUUAGUUCAGUGCAAAUGAGAUAUAUCUCCACAGAUUAACUAUUUUUAUAAGCGAAGAAGUUCGAAAUAAUCAAAAUAGAAAACAUCACUUUUUAGAAUAUUAAGUAAAACGAAUAUAUGAGAAUAUUUUACUUGUAGUCAGGCACAGGGGUAGAGUUAGUAGACGUAUUUAUGAACGGGAGACAAGACAUUUCUUUAGAGGGAUUCUUUUGCUUUAUAGAUAUAAAAAAUGUAAAAAUAGAAAACUUGAAAUUAGAAAAUGUGUUUCUUAUUAUGAGCAUGGAGUAUUACACAAGUAAAAUAGAGAUCAAUGAUUUCCCAUCAGUCUUCAGGUUUUUCGGUAUUUCAUACUUGAGGAUAAAUAAGUUUAGGAUAACGGAUUGCUAAAUAGCACAUAGUUUUUUGAUGAUGAACAUAAAUCCAUUUGCUUUUUACGAUUCUCAAAAUGCAAUGAAAGGAUAGUCCUAGAAAAACAAUAUUGAGUUCGACUAGAUUUAUUUUGACAAUAUUAAAAUAAACUAUGACAAAGAGUAUAUAGAAGAAAUGAUUUAUUUAAGAAAAAGCUAGAUAAAUCAUGGAUUUAUUAAUAUUUUGUCUUCGAAUUAUGAGAACGGUCAGGAAUCUUUAAUUGAUUUAAAGUUGAAUAAUGCAGUUUUUAAAGAUAUACAGAAAGCAAGAAUGAACGACAAUGAUGCUGGAGGAAUUUUUAAUUUUAUGAAUUACAAGAAUAUUUAGCUUGUAAAUAUUACAGUUGAAAAUUGCCACUCUCCUAAUGCUAUUAUUAAGAUAAUGAAAGGUGAUAUUAUAGUAAUUAAAGAUUCAAAAUUAAUAAACAAUUCAGUUUCUUACCAAGGAGGAGGUAUAGUCCAUAUUAAAGUUUCCAAUAACAUAAUUAUACGCUAGACUAAAUUUAUCAAUAAUUAAUCUACUGAAGGAGGCGCCAUACAUAGCGAAUUUAUAGGAUAUUUUAAAGUAUAAGAUAGCUUAUUUCAAGAUAACGUGGCAAGACUAGGAAAUGGAGGAGCAAUAAAUGCCAUACAUGUUAAGCUUAUUUAUGUAAAAAGCACUAUUUUCGACAGCAACGUUUCAGUGAAAGCAGGAGGAUCACUUUACAUAAAAUCCAGUCAUUAUUUUGGAUGUGUAGGAUUUUCGAAUAUAACUGCAAUAAAUAAUAAAUAUGAAAAAGAGUAUAACGCUUAGUAUGGCGGAUUUGCUUUUAUUUAAGAAACUCAUACAGUAAUAGUAAAUGACACUCACGUUAGAGAUUUUUACUCUGAAAUAACAGGCGGAGCUUUUUAUUUUAGUGAAAUUUACAAUAUGAGUCUCUCUGGUAUCACUAUUUACAACUGUUCUAGCUCUUAGUAUGCAGGUGCUGCAUUUUUAAGCAAAAUAGGGUUACCUAAUUUAGGAGGCUCAACUUUUUUAAAACCUAAAAUAACCAUGUAAAUAGAAAAUUGCAAGUCUUACUUUGGAGGAGGUUUAUUUAUAUAGAAUGAUGAUAUUAAUUUAGACCUAUCUAAUAUCACAUUUAUAAAUAAUUUUGGUAAAAUAGAAGGUCAUGAUUCAAUUUAAAAUUUCUAAUCAUUAGUUGUGUAAAAAAUUCAAGAAUCUAACUCUGAUUUGCUUAAUAGUCAUAAGAAUGUACCAUUUUAAAGAUCGAUGUCAGAUUGGAGUGUAGAAAUAAAAGAUUUUCGGAGUGGAAGCAAAGUUUUAUUUGAGUUUCACAUAUUCGCUCUUCAAAUUGAUGACAUAAAUACAAAAAUAUCGAUAAAUCCAAAUCCGGAGCAUAAAGGAUAUGAAGAUGUAAAAAAUGGAUCAUAUGAGAUUAUAGAUGAAAACAAUUGGGAGUCUUAAAGCAAAUCUUAACAGUCUCAAAUUAGAAAUUAAAGUAGAAAAAACAGAGAUAUAUCCGAUUUUCUAUAAAUAUAAAAAGUAGAUGAGAAUGAUGCCUCUCAUUACAUUUCCCUUUUACAAGAGGUGGAUUUAUAAUCUAAAUUUUUUGCUUAUUCAUCAUAUUUCAUCAAGGGAAAUGAUAAAAGGAGAUUAAAGUUCUCAUUAAAAAUGAGAUAUCCUUAUUACCAAGAUUAAAUUUUUGAUGAUAAUUUUAAUGUUCAAGUCAAUAUUUAGUUUAGAGACUGUAAGGAGGGAGAGUUUCGAAUGAACUACUAAGCUGAAAUUUGUUAUUAAUGCCCGUACAGCACAUAUUCAUUUGAAAAGCCUACUGAUAUGACAACUUGUAAAAAUAAACCAAAUGGUGUUAAUAGCAGCUAUGGAAAUUAUUGGAAUUUAGAAAAGGGAUUUUGGAGAAGUGAAUCAAAACCUGAAGUGCUUGUGGAGUGUUCAAACUUAAAAGAAAAUUGUAAGGGGGGAGAUUAAUUUGACAAUUUUCUUUGCUCUGAGGGGCAUAUUGGACCUUUAUGUGAAGAAUGUGAUAGUAGCAGAUAAUUUUGGAAUGAAACUUAUGCUAAAACAGGGCUUUUUAGCUGCACAAAAUGUAAAGAUAUAAAAAAUAACAAGCUAAUUAUUUUAGGAGUGUGUUUGGCUUUGUUAUCACUACUUAUCAUUAUACUUUUUAGUACUUAUAAAAAGGUUACAAACAAUAUUUAUAGAUACUAUUUGACGAAGAUGAAAAUAUGCUAUAUUGGUAGCUCUUACUACAAAAUGACUCUUUCAACAGCUUAUUUAAAGAUCUUUCUUAAUUUUUUAUAAACAAUCUAGAUGUCUCAACUAAUCAGAUUCAAAGAUUUUAGAGAUAUUUUAGUUGUAAGCAAUAUUGUUGGGCAACCUUUGUAAACCGUAUUUUUUUCAGUGGAUUGUUGGCUUUCUGAGUAUAUGAGCAGUAAGAAGGAACUCAUUGAAACUAAGAUUCUAUUUGUCAUUUUAGCUCCAUUUAUAUUUGUAAUUGUAAUAAGUGGAAUAUCGUUUUUAAUAAAUAAAUUUAAUAAGAAAAUCAACAUUAACAAAAUCAAAUAUAUAACAAAUACAGUAAUCAUUUAUGGUUUGAUUAACAUAUUUAGUAUCAAUUGCUUUAGAAUUCUUGUCAACACUUUAUUCUGCAGAGAAAUUGGUUAAAAACUUUAUUUAAAAAUAGAUCUCACUAUCUAGUGUGAUGAUAACUAAGAAUUGGUUUAAAGAUAGCUAUUUUUAUACUUUCCAUCUUGUGUUCUUUGGACCUUUUUGGUACCUUCUAUAAUAUUCUAUGGGUUAUUUAAAUAAAGAUCUCGUUUAAACAAUAUUGCAGUAAGAUAUAAAUAUGGCUUCCUGUAUAACGAAUAUAAAAACGAAUAUUUCUACUGGGAUUUUAUUCGAAUGGCAAAGAAUAUCGUCCUUCUCAUAAUAGCGAAUCAAUAUCAAAGCAAUAGUAUGUGGAUUUUUUCUAUCAUAUCUAUUGUAAUUACCUAACUUUACACAGUCUGCUUAAUAAUCAUACGCCCGUUUAACACUUCUCAUUUGAAUAAAUAAGAAUUUUAAAGUAGUGUUUUAGUUUCAAUAACUUUUUUUGCUAGCUUAAUGAUGAGUUUGCAAGAAAAUAUGAAUUCUUAUAGGCUUACAGAUAUUGAUUAUUAGAAUAAAAAGAUUGGUAGCUAUAAUGAUAACCAAGAUAACUUAAUUUAUAUGAUUGGAGUUUUUGUUGCUUUUUUGAUUUGCGCAUUUUCAGUUAAAACUAUAUUUAAUAUCUUUACCAGCUUUUUUGAAAGGCGGUUACUAUUUUCAAAAAUUAUGGCAUGCAUUUUCAACAGAUCAGUGAGUUUUAGGACAUUUGUCAACAUUAAAAAGCUGAGAAAGCUCUUUGAAGGAAUUGUAGAAUUUUCAAAAACAGAAAACAGAUCAAAAUAUGAUGAAUCUUUGAAGAAUUUUAUGAUAAGAUAUAAAAAUAUGAGUGUAAGCGAAUAAGCUAAAUUAAAAUAUUAAAUAUCUUAAACUCCUUAGUUGCAAAAUAUAUUUACUUAAAAUGAACUAAACAACAAAAACAAAGAAAAUAUUGAAAUGUCAUAGUCUAUAAGCUUAAAGAUGAACAAUCGAACAUAGAAAAAUAUAUUUAGUAUUUUCUAAAAAUAUUCAAGCAGUGUAUUAUCUGAGAAAGAAUCUGGUAUAAAUUAGGACCAUAACUAAGAACAGAAAAAUAAUAAAAAUAUUUAAUUUGCUUAAGUAUCAUAUAACCAAAUUACCUAAAUUGUUUCUUCUCAAAUUAUCAGUAGCAACAGCAGUGAUUCGCUUAAAGCUCACCUAAUAUCUUAUUAAAAUGAAAAUUAGAAAUCAGAAAAUUGA